GCGCGCGUGCGGAUUCUGUUUUCAAAUGUCUAUUUAACGGCAACUGUAAACGAAGCUGAACUACAAGUACAAGCAAUAAUAACGUGGAGGUUGAAUCAUUUUGAGAGCUGUGGGUUGUAGUAACGAGCUCAUGAUACUUUUAGCCUUCCUCUGAGUCUAACAGGCCAUGGAUCAGCAUUUCUUUGGACAUCCCAGUUCUUCUACAUUUCAGUCAACGCCCAAAAACCGUGUUUCAGCAAAGGUGUCAAGAGAGCAAAGCUUCCACAAUGACUCAGCUGGUGAUAGGCUGUCUUUUGUAACCCUGGAUGAUAGCCAUGAGCAGCAAAGCGAGGAUUCAGGCAUUAAUGUCUCACAUAGAAGUUCACCAAUAAGUGAGAUGGAUGAGGGCGUUGGCUUCACACCUAAUAAUGCGAGAAUUGAUGAAAUUGGGAAGAAAGCCCAAGACCUUAUAGAGAGGAUCAACCAGAGCCGCACAAUGGACCAGAAACUCAUGAACAGCUUUGAGGAGAAGCUAAUGAAGAAGGUGAGUGAGAUGUGCCAACAGGUGAAGGAGCAGAUGUUUGCAUAUUAUGAGAAACACAGCCAAGGGAUGGAGACAAAGCUUUCUGAGCUCACAGAAGUGUUGGAGCGCAGCAGUCAGCUCAGCAUGGAGCUUCAGAGAGCCAGCCAGACACUGGCAGCCAUUAACAAAGGUCUACAGCAAACCCCAGAGCAGUAGAUACACAACCACACAACACGGUGUAAAAUCCGUCCAUAGCCCCAGACAUGGGAUAGCCAAAACAUUUCAAAGUCAUUUCAUUUGUUAGCAUAAUAGAAAUUGCUUAUUACAAAGGUAACGUAAGACUGUAUAUAUUUUGAAGGUUUAUGAUUCCCAGUUUGUAGUAGCAAGACCAGAAUAAGUUCUUAAUAUUCAAUGUAUGUUACUGUUUAAAGAUGGAAGAAACAUGGCAGGAACACUGAAAUGUAUUUAAUACAAUACUGAAUUUAAGUGACUCUGUCAGUGGAGCAACAAAAAGAUUUAAAACAAACAUGUUUUUCAGA
Molecule: messenger RNA, 1041 nt
Organism: Tachysurus vachellii
Lineage: Eukaryota; Metazoa; Chordata; Actinopteri; Siluriformes; Bagridae
Gene: syce2
Product: synaptonemal complex central element protein 2
Exons: 5
Coding region: 167-718 (183 amino acids)
Biological process (GO): synaptonemal complex assembly
Cellular component (GO): central element
Source: RefSeq, a predicted model, not a curated record